Molecule: messenger RNA, 1128 nt
Organism: Eufriesea mexicana
Lineage: Eukaryota; Metazoa; Arthropoda; Insecta; Hymenoptera; Apidae
Gene: Polr1C
Product: RNA polymerase I and III subunit C
Exons: 7
Coding region: 85-1128 (347 amino acids)
Biological process (GO): DNA-templated transcription
Cellular component (GO): RNA polymerase I complex; RNA polymerase III complex
Molecular function (GO): protein dimerization activity; DNA binding
Source: RefSeq, a predicted model, not a curated record
CACGAAAUUACGACAUAUAAAGAACACCACGUGUAUUUUUCUCAUCUCCAAAAGUAACCUCACUCUAAUAACAAAUACUGAAUAAUGGAAGAAAAUCGAAAAUCUUGUGUUAUUCUUGAAGAAUAUGGUAUACCAAAUGCUUCUGAGUAUACACAUUAUCAACCACAACAUAAUUGGAAUUUGCAUAAUUUUAAACAAGAGUUCAAAAUACAAGUUAUGAGAGAAUCUGAAGAUGAACGAGAGUUAGAAUUUGAUUUAAUAGGUUAUCCUGUUGUCUUUGCUAAUGCAUUUCGCAGAGUUCUUUUAAGUGAAGUACCAACCAUGGCUAUAGAAAAAGUUUAUAUUGUAAAUAAUACAAGUUUGUUUCAAGAUGAAAUAUUAGCUCAUAGGUUGGGUUUAAUACCACUUCAAGCUGAUCCAAGAUUAUUUGAGUAUCCUUCCACUGCUGCUAAAGAUGAAGAUGAAGUUAGUGAUCAAGAUACAUUAAGAUAUGAACUUAAAGUAUCAUGUACAUGGAAUCCUCAAGUACCUAAAGAUUCACGAAGAACAAAUGAUAUGUAUAGAAAUUGCAAUGUGUAUAGUAGAGAUAUUAAAUGGGUUCCUAUUGGACGUCAAGCAGAAUUAUAUCCUCGAGGAGCAGAGCAAUUAGGUGUUUUGGAAAAUGAUAUCUUAAUAUGUAAAAUGCGCCCUGGCCAAGAAAUUCAUGCUUUUAUGCAUGCAGUUAAAGGAAUUGGGAAAGAUCAUGCUAAAUUUUCUCCUGUAGCUACAGCAUCAUACAGACUGUUACCUGAUAUACAAUUAAUAAAACCUGUUAUGGGAGAAAUGGCAGAUCGUUUAAAAAGUUGUUUUAGUAUUGGUGUCAUAGAAAUAAUUGAAAAUAAGCCAGGUGAUCCAGAUUCUCGUGAAGCAAGGGUUAAAAAUCCUCGCUACGACAGCUGUUCUAGAAAUGUGUUUCAACAUGAAGAUCUUAAAGGAUGUGUAAGAUUAAGUAGAGUUCGAAAUUACAUUAUUUUUACUAUUGAAUCAGUGGGAACACUGUCACCAUCUGUACUGUUUGUAGAAGCCAUUAAAAUACUUAAGGGAAAGUGUAAAACAUUUUUAGAAGAACUUGAAAAUAUUGGAAAGUGA